AUCACGUGUAGAAGAGGCGGUUGGUCGUCAUGCCUGUAAUGUAGCAGAGCUCCGUGCUACAUUGAAUAUCCGCCUCCAGUUGUCGCUGCAUUUUGUUUUGACAGCUGCUUUUUUCCUCACACCUUUUUUGUUUUACCGAAGAAUGAGCGAAAAUGAUGACAUCGAAGUCGACAGCGAUGCGGACAAGCGGGCACAUCACAACGCGCUGGAGCGCAAACGCAGGGAUCACAUUAAAGACAGCUUUCACAGUUUACGGGACUCUGUGCCAGCACUACAGGGAGAGAAGGCUUCUCGAGCACAGAUUCUAGACAAAGCCACAGAGUACAUCCAGUUCAUGAGGAGGAAAAAUCACACCCACCAGCAAGACAUCGAUGAUUUAAAGAAGCAGAAUGCUCUUUUAGAGCAGCAGGUGCGUGCACUGGAAAAAGCCAAGGGGAAUGCUCAGCUCCAGUCCAACCACUCUUCUGACAGUAGCUUGUACACAAAUCGCAAAGGCAGCGCCGUGUCCGCCUUUGACGGCGGCUCGGACUCCAGCUCCGAAUCUGAACCUGAAGAGCCGCCUACCAGGAAGAAGCUGCGUGCGGAGCCCAGCUAGACCUGGUUGACUCCUCCUCCCCCCACCCACCCACCCCUGAUCUGGAGACGGACUCUUCACCCACCAGCGCCUGCUCCUCUUCCCCGUUUGCACUCGUUCCUGCCUUCUUAUGCUAGACCAGGGGACAGGGUGCCGACCGUGUUAGAGAGGUGCUAUUACUGUAUGUACAAAAACGCUUCGGCCCUCCUGUAUCCUUCUGGCAAGGAUCCUGUCACUCCUACUGUAGCCAGGCAACGAAUCUAAAACCCAACUUUAGGCAGCUCUGUAGUUGAAGUACUUGAUCCUGUUUUUAAUGUAACAAGCAUCCAUAGUCACACGAAUGAUUAUUUGAGUUUUCAGCAAAGCUAAAAAAUCGGUAUAAAGAUCUAUUUGUUUUGGACAAAGCUUACAAUCUACUGAACUUUUCCACAUUUGAUGCGAUCGUAAUUUCGGCUUCUUUUACUUUUGAAAUGUUCAAACUUUUUCAAAGGAGAAUGUAAAGUUUCUUUUGGGGGAAAAAUGGGUCUAAGGACUCUGGAUUUUUCUAUUUCGAUGGCUUAUGUCUUUUUGUCUUUGAACUGUUUGUGCGGUCAAAUAAAUUCCUCUAUUUAUAGUGAUGCGCCAAAAUCAAAUUCUUACCCAUAUAGUAUAUUUAUAUGUCUGAUCUCCUUUGUGCUUUGCUUAAAAGCAGGCAAACCUCCUGUUUAGAAGAUAUUCCGCAGGUAGAAUAUUUAUUUCCCUCUAUUUUUUAAUGUGAUUUGAGAAAAAUAAAUCCUGUAUUUGAUACUGAAUGUUGCAAAAUGCAGUUGAAGGGCAGUGAUUUUUUUUAUGAUAUAUAUAAAUAUAUAUAUGUUCAAUUCAGUAUGUAGUAUAUAGCACUGUAUACUCCUGUAUACUAAAUUGUGUCUGUUUAAAAUUAAUCCCCUUGGAAUUUUCACCUCAGCUGGAAAAGAUUUUUUUUUCUUCCAAAAAAAAUUAGUAUGUAUGUAAUCAAUAUUUGUUUGUUCCAUUCCAUGGAAAUUACAGGUAUGUUGUACAUACUGCCAACGGGUGUCUUGCAAGUUAAGGCAUACCUUUAUUAUAGUACUGUAAAUAAAAAUAUUUUAUCCUUUUUGGAUGCA
This is a messenger RNA of Oryzias latipes (Japanese medaka), 1695 nucleotides long. RefSeq names its product protein max. Gene Ontology annotation, cellular component: RNA polymerase II transcription regulator complex. Gene Ontology annotation, molecular function: protein dimerization activity; DNA-binding transcription factor activity. Gene Ontology annotation, biological process: positive regulation of transcription by RNA polymerase II. NCBI's taxonomy places the organism in Eukaryota, Metazoa, Chordata, Actinopteri, Beloniformes, Adrianichthyidae. The record is from RefSeq and is a predicted model, not a curated record.